Ilex paraguariensis (yerba mate) is the source of this 704-nucleotide messenger RNA. The record is from the annotation of a GenBank genome assembly. NCBI's taxonomy places the organism in Eukaryota, Viridiplantae, Streptophyta, Magnoliopsida, Aquifoliales, Aquifoliaceae.
AUGGAAAUUGGUUUUGUACAGGACCAAUCCCACUGCACUGACACAGGUUUCAAUACCAUUGAGAACAAGGAUAAGCCCCUUCUUUUAAAGGAACUUAAAAAAUUAUGGGAAAAGCAUGAACCGGAUCUUCCAUGGAAGAGAGGAGAGUAUAACGAAUCAAAUACACUUUUGUUGGAUGAUUCUCCGUAUAAGGCGUUACGCAACCCUCCAAGCACAGCAAUCUUUCCCUAUACAUAUGAGUUCAGGGAUGGGAAAGAUAGAUCAUUAGGACCAGGAGGUAAUCUUCGAGUUUAUCUGGAGAGGUUAGCUUUGGCUGAUGAUGUUCAACAAUAUGUAGAGCAAAAUCCUUUUGGGCAACGACCUAUUACAAAAACCAAUUUAUCCUGGGGUUUCUAUCUUAAGGUUAUUGGCAGUAACUCAUCCCAGCUGAAUGAUAAUGCUAGUAACUCGGCAUCUUUUCAGUAGUAAUGAACCUGACAAUGGACUGUGAAAAAUUAUUUUUGAAACAAAGUUUUGCAACUGUACUGAUGUAGUAGUGGGGAUGUUGUCAUUUGUUAUUGUUGGUCAUCUGUAUGGAGAAGCCAGAGCAAUCCCUAUGACAUGGUGUAAUUCUUCCCCUUCCUGAUCGGGCAUCAUAGCGCUCCAGUUCUACACCGUCACAGGCUGUGGACCAAGCUAUGAUGUAGUCUUUGGCUUCCGUGAGG